GCCAGUGGAGUAGAACCGUGAAGGGGGCCUUCACCUUUCAAGGAGGACUUGGAAGAUUAAGUUAAACAGCCAUGCUUCAACCAAGGCGUGUGGUGGUGACGGGUCUGGGUUUGGUGACUUGUCUGGGCAGUGGCACAGCACAUGUGUGGGAGAGAGUCAUCAAAGGUCACUGUGGCCUGACUAAACUAGAUGGCAAAGAAUUUGCAGGUAUUCCCAGUCAGGUGGCAGGGCGUGUGCCCAUAGGAAGUUGUCCAGGAGAACUGAACCUGGAGGACAUUGCUUCCUCUAGAGAAAGGAGAUCCAUGGCACAGGCUACAUUGUAUGCUCUAGCAGCAGCUAGUGAGGCCUUGUCAGAUGCCAACUGGAAACCAGAGACUGACAAGGAAAGGCAGAGAACAGGGGUAGCUGUCGGCGUUGGAAUGGUUUCAAUGGAAGAAAUACAUGAGGCUGGAGCUUUACUUUCAGAUGGCAAAUACAGCAAAAUAAAACCUCACUUUAUACCCAGAAUCUUGGUUAAUAUGAGUGCUGGACACAUUAGUUUGAGGCAUGGCUUGAAGGGCCCAAACCAUGCAGUGUCCACAGCAUGUUCUACUGGACUCCAUGCCCUGGGGGAUGCUUCCAGGUUUAUACAGUAUGGGGAUGCUGAUGUAAUGGUGUGUGGGGGGACAGAGGCAUCUCUGUACCCCCUAGCUGUAGCAGGGUUUGCCAAAAUGAGAGCACUGAGCACCAACUUCAAUGACACACCUGCUAAAGCCUCGAGGCCAUUUGACAAAUCACGCGAUGGUUUUGUAAUGUCGGAGGGUGCUGGUAUUGUGGUUUUAGAAGACUAUGAGCAUGCGGUUAACCGAGGAGCUAAAAUGUAUGCUGAAGUACUUGGAUAUGGAUUAUCUGGGGAUGCUUACCACAUUUCUUCACCUUCCGAAGAUGGGACUGGUGCACGCAGCUGCAUGGGAAAUGCAAUAAAGAAUGCUAAUCUGACACCAAAAGAUGUGACAUACAUUAAUGCUCAUGCUACUUCAACUCCUCUU
Lingula anatina is the source of this 1028-nucleotide messenger RNA. Its product is annotated as 3-oxoacyl-[acyl-carrier-protein] synthase, mitochondrial. The record is from RefSeq and is a predicted model, not a curated record. Gene Ontology annotation, biological process: fatty acid biosynthetic process. Gene Ontology annotation, molecular function: 3-oxoacyl-[acyl-carrier-protein] synthase activity. NCBI's taxonomy places the organism in Eukaryota, Metazoa, Brachiopoda, Lingulata, Lingulida, Lingulidae. Gene Ontology annotation, cellular component: mitochondrion.